UGCUGUGAUGCGUCCGCGCCGCCGCAGAGACAGACACAUGGCGUGUCAGUGCUAAGGUAGUGCUAUGCAGCUGCAAGCACUUUCCGUACUUCUCUUCAUCAUAUCACCAUCAGCACCACCGGUAUCCUCUUUGCCCAUCGAUAUCGUGCUCGAUGUGAGUGCCGCAGCUGGCUCUCUCUACGGACUCAAGCGUAUCAGAGCGAGGAUCGAUCAUCUACAGAAAGAGCAGGCGGCAUACGGAGGUCAAGACGUGAGGUGAAAAUGAUCAUAUUGGCGAAACAAUGGCGCAUGCCCAAGUUCUUCGUGGUGCUUCUGCUCGUGGAGUUGCCCUUGACCGUGGCCAUGUUGACUCUUAUGGGCAUCGCACAUCCAAACACGUAUCGCACCAAACUCUGGCAGAACGGUUUUGAUAAAGGCUUCAAUAGCGCCCCCAAUUCCAUCCUCUACGACUAUGCGAAUUGGCGGCCUGCACAUGUGCCAGAGAUCUGGAGCCACGGCAUGACUGAAUUCAACGUGGUCAUCAGCAUCUUGAGCAUGUUUUUGCUGCUUGCGAAGAGCACAAUGUUCGUCAUGCACAUAUUCAUUCCGGGCCUGAGUAGUCUCGUGCAUGCGGUCCUGGUGGCCCUGUACGCGGUGAGCGUCUACAACCAGUCCAGGCCCGAUAUGAGCGAUAUCAACCAUCUCUCGCCGGGUAUGCCAUGGUAUCUAAGCAAAGGCUGUGACUAUGCCACUGCCGGUAAUCGAGGAUUCUGCCUGCAGGCUCGUGCAAGCUUUGGGGUGACAAUUGUAAUGCUCGCGCUGUUCGUCGUCUAUCUCGGCUACUCUGCGUGGAGCUCGAUUCCUACCCCACAAGAACGGCUCGAACGAGAGGCAGACCGACGAUCGGACCUCGAGAUGAAGAAGCUGAGCAUGUAUGGCCUGGAUGAUGAUCUUACGAAGGAGGAGAGGAGGGAGCACAAUCGACAGCUCUUUUUGAACCUGCCCAAGACGCCCAGCUUUGGGGGCGCGAACAAUCCCAUGACGCCACGAACAAUGGCUUUCACGCAGCUGAAUGGAGGCGAAGCACCACCGAUGGUGAAUGUGUCUCAUGCCGGGCCCAGUAGAGCAUUGCCCUUCCGAGACUUCCAUCAUGGCUCGACCGCUGUGCCUGAUGCGAGGUGAAGUGAGAUGUCCCGAUGACUUGUGUUGCGAUACCCUCGAGAGAAUAUCUCGCUGUACAUAUGAUGACGAAUUGCAAUGAAAUGUGCAGCUAUGU
Sphaerulina musiva SO2202 is the source of this 1255-nucleotide messenger RNA. RefSeq lists its product as uncharacterized. Bases 262 to 1161 code for a protein of 299 amino acids. The record is from RefSeq and is a predicted model, not a curated record. The transcript has 3 exons. Lineage: Eukaryota; Fungi; Ascomycota; Dothideomycetes; Mycosphaerellales; Mycosphaerellaceae.